AAACGCUUUCAAAUAAAAAGCCAGCCCAGAGCCCCACCCUCAUCACGUGCCCGGAUGUAUCUCGGCGGAGAAACAGGAAGCGUUACCGCAGGGAGAGCGAGGGAGGUGGAGAGGGGCGCUUGAAUGAAACGGGCAGGCCGUGAAAACACUGCCAUCUCUCAAAUCAGGACCGCACUGGCCACGGCUGGGAUGUGGGUGGCAUCAUGAGCGUGAAAGCUUUUGAGCUGGUUCCCGCCGUGGAGCGGGAGCAAGUGAUGGGUGAAAAGGUACGGAUAAACAUCGAAUGCAUCGAGUGCUGCGGCAAACACCUGUACCUUGGCACCAAUGACUGCUUCAUCCAUCACUUCCUGCUAGAGGAGCACACUACAGCCAAAGGUAAGCUGGCCUAUAAUGUCCAGAAGCUCCUCCACAAAUACCUGGGCCUGAAGAAGCCAGUGGCAGAGCUGAAGGCUGCCUCUGCGUUGGAGCGUCUAAUUGUCCUCUGUGACUCAAGCAUCACUGUUGUGGACAUGGGUACUCUGGAGCCUGUACCCACUGGUGGCACGAAGCUCAAAGGUGUGACUGCGUUUUGUAUCAACGAGAAUCCAGUGACGGGGGACGCGUUCUGUGUGGAAAUGGCAGUGGUUUUGGCACGCAGACGGGCCGUCCAGAUCUGUACGGUCCAUGAGGACAGAGUGCAGAUGUUAAAGGAAGUGACCACACCAGAGCAGCCCUGUGCCCUGAGCCUGGACGGAUACAAUAUCUGUCUAGCCCUGUCCACGCAGUAUAUGAUUCUCAACUACAGUACAGGAGCCUCUCAGGACCUGUUCCCUUAUGACUGUGAAGAAAGGAAACCCAUUGUGAAGAGGAUUGGCCGGGAAGAGUUUCUCCUGGCUGCUCCAGGCGGCCUUGGGAUGUUUGCUAACGCAGAGGGCAUAUCUCAGCGUGCUCCGGUGAGCUGGUCAGAGAGUGUGAUUGCGGCGGCUGUGUGUUUCCCGUAUGUGGUCGCUCUGGAUGAAGGCUUUGUGACAGUUCACAGCAUGUUGGACCAGCAGCUCAAACAGACGCUGUCGUUCAGAGAUGGACACGUUUUACAGGAUUUUGAAGGUAAGGUGGUGUUGGCCUCUUCAAAAGCGGUGUAUAUACUGGUUCCUCUCCCUCUGGAGCGUCAGAUCCAAGACCUGUUGGCAAGCCAUCGAGUCGAAGAGGCGCUGACCCUCACCGAGGCGGCACAGAGAAACAUUCCCAAAGAAAAAUAUCAGAUAUUGCACAAAAGAAUUCUCCAACAAGCAGGAUUCAUCCAAUUUGGCCAGCUUCAGUUUUUAGAAGCAAAAGAGCAUUUUAGGAAAGGACAGCUGGAUGUACGGGAGCUGAUCUCUCUUUAUCCACUGCUCCUUCCCGCCUCUUCCUCUUUCACGCGUUGCCAUCCACCACUUCAUGAAUUUGCUGACUUGAACCACCUGACGCAAGGAGACCAGGAGAAGGUACAGCGCUUCAAACGUUUCCUCAUUAGCUACCUGCACGAGGUGCGUUGCAGCGACAGUGCUAAUGGUUUCCAUGAAGAUGUAGAUACUGCAUUGCUGAAGCUCUACGCAGAGACCGGCCACGAGAGUCUCCUUGACUUGCUGGCCUCCGAUAAUGCCUGUGUCCUGGCAGACAGCGCCCCCUGGCUGGAGAAGCAUCACAAGUAUUUUGCUCUUGGGCUUCUGUAUCACUACAACGGUCAAGAUUCUGCAGCUUUACAGAUGUGGGUAAAGAUUGUCAAUGGUGAUCUCCAGGACUCAACACGACCAGAUCUGUUUGAAUAUGUUGUGGAUUUUCUUAGUUUUUGCUCCAACCUUGAUCUUGUGUGGCGGCAUGCAGACUGGGCACUACAGAAGGAUCAAAAGAUUGGUGUGCAGAUCUUCACCAAACGGUUUACGUCAGAGGAGAAGACGGGCCAGUUAAACCCAGAUGACGUGAUCACGUAUUUGCAGAAUCACAGUCAAGCCCUUCUGCUCUACCUGGAACACCUUGUUCUAGAGAAGAGACUGCAGAAAGAGAAGUAUCACACACAUCUAGCUGUGCUGUAUGCAGACAGAGUGCUGGGCCUGAUCUCACGACCAUCAGCCACUGAUGACCAGCUGUCUGCUGCCCGCCAGAAACUACAACGAUUACUGAAAGAGUCUAAUCUGUACAGGGUCCAGUUACUACUAGGUAAAAUUCAGGACUCCGAGCUGCUGCUGCUUGAGCGAGCUACACUACAUGGGAAGUCAGAGGAACAUGACAAGGCCUUGCACAUUCUAGUGCACCAGUUCAAAGACUCGGCUGCAGCUGAGGAAUACUGCUCUUGGGCCUCUGCGUCUCAUGAUCAGUUCUACCGUCAGAACCUUUUCCACCAACUCUUGAGUGUUUACUUGGACCCCGAUGUACCAGGAGGGGCACAAACAGUAGCUGCCGUUGACUUGCUUAACCGGAAUGCUGACGAUUUUGAUGCAGUGCGUGUGUUAAAGCUCCUCCCAGAGGAGUGGUCUCUACCGUUACUCCGUCCUUUCCUGUGCGGGGCGCUGAGGGCCAGUGUGCAUGCACGGUGCACUUCCCAGGUUGCUGUGGGGCUGGCCAGAGCACAAAAUCUCCAGCUUCAGCAUGACAGGGGGGAUACAACUGUCCAGAUAUCAUAA
This is a messenger RNA of Sinocyclocheilus grahami, 2639 nucleotides long. Its product is annotated as transforming growth factor-beta receptor-associated protein 1 homolog. NCBI's taxonomy places the organism in Eukaryota, Metazoa, Chordata, Actinopteri, Cypriniformes, Cyprinidae. Gene Ontology annotation, biological process: autophagy; intracellular protein transport; vesicle-mediated transport. The transcript is spliced from 12 exons. The record is from RefSeq and is a predicted model, not a curated record. The coding region runs from base 204 to 2639 and encodes 811 amino acids. Gene Ontology annotation, cellular component: membrane; cytoplasm.